Messenger RNA from Colias croceus (clouded yellow), 2193 nucleotides. RefSeq lists its product as uncharacterized. The transcript is spliced from 7 exons. The record is from RefSeq and is a predicted model, not a curated record. The coding region runs from base 119 to 1117 and encodes 332 amino acids. Lineage: Eukaryota; Metazoa; Arthropoda; Insecta; Lepidoptera; Pieridae.
UCGGCUGCUGCGCGCACGCUGCCUCAUUCGGUGUCCCGCGACUGCCACGAUCACACGCGUCCACAGCUCCGUGCCGACGCCGCCCGAUAAUCAUCACGCAGAGCAAACAAUCAUCACAAUGAGAAGCGCACUGUUCAUACUAGGCCUGGUGGCGCUGGCAGCGGCGGCGCCCGCGCCCGAGGCGAAGCCCGAACCGGCCGCGCAGCCCGACCCCGCACCGCAGCCCGACCCCGCGCUCGACUCGCAGCCUGAAAUCAUCGAAAUCAUCGCUCCCGCUAACAGCGCACAAGAAACCCUUGCUACUCUGAACCUGGGUGCCCCGGGCUCCGAGCUGAGCGAGCGCAACAAGCGCACCAUCGGCAUCCUGCGCCAGCUGUUCCCGCAGCUCACACAGAUUAUCGAACAGAAGGUACAGCAGAUAACGAGCAUGGUGCUCAAAAUAUUCGGGCCCAUCUUCCUGCGCGCCUUCCUAGGAAACCGUAACGGCGGCGGCAACACUAACGGCGGCGGCGGCACCGUCGAGAUAGAGGACGACGACGAGGACGAGGACGAGGACGAGGACUCCCCCUCCACCACCACCACGUCCGCACCCAACAGACGCAAGCGUGCGCUAUUCUUCCUGCCGAACGCGCUCGCCGAAGACAACCAGCUGCUGUCCGGAGCGGAGUCGCAGCAGGCGGAGGUGCGCGUGGCCUUCGGCGACAACCAGGCGGCCGCCAGCGAGGACCAGCAGACCGCCGCGCAGACCAACUCUGCUUCUAUCGAUGAAAUAACGCUCGACGACGCUGACGACAGCGAAGAAAAUAGAAACAAGAGGUUCUUAAGCUUCGGAGGCGGAAGCUCAUCCGGCGGAGGUUCAGGCAACUUCCUCUUUGACGUCGUCAGACUGGUAGCGGGCUCGUCGUCCGGCGCGUCGUCAGGCGGAGACGCGGCCGCCGAGGGCGAGGAGGGCAAGGGCGACAACCUCACAGAGGGCGUGCCCGGCCCCAUCACCAGACUGUUCAUUAUUGCCAACCGCGGCAUCGCAAACCUCAUCCAGGACCUCAUCCUCCGCAUCGCCCAGACCUCCGAGAGGAUAGUCAACUUCAAGGCGCGAUUGAUCACCUCCAUCAUUUAAAUUCGCUCGCCUUUAGAACAAAUUGGGCGGCAACAUGAUCAGAUCUCCACUCGAAUAGAUUGCCAACGGAUAGAUACUAUUUAAGAGAUAUUUCCCAUUCCUAGAUAAGUUAUCAGUGUGCUGUGAUACUACAACACUUGUAAAUUAUCAAUCGAACUUCUCUUCGAAGUGAACGUUUUUAUACUUUUAUAUUGCCUCUAUUCGGCUCGAUAUCUGAUCAACGUAAGGCCGGCUGAGAGCUGCCGCGACGCGUUCUCCAAAGCUUGACUGAACACGAGAAAUCAAAUCCAGCUUCUCGACUUUUCAUGUUUUUGUUAAAUAGGACUUCGUAGAACUUGUACUCCGGGUGUGCAUUUAUGCUUUUGUUUAUGUUAUUUAAGUUAUGUAUGUUUCGGUGGCGCGGUGUUAAGCUAGCUUGCAUUGCAUAACGGAAUACCAAGUUCUAUUUAGUUAAGCUCCGACACCGGUUUCCCAGUUGCUAUUUAUAUAAUUUUAUGUUAUUGAAAAGCGAGUUUAGCUGGAUAUUUAAAUAGUGAGGUUACAAAAGCACUGCAAAUUAUUUAGAUAUAAAUUUAUCAGUGAAAGUUGUUUAGGUUGUGACCUAUAUUUAUUGAGAGGCUAGGCUACUCGUAGCGCACUACAUGAUUGUAAAUAAUAAAUGGUGAUACCAACCCUGAACAUCUUCAAAUACGCAUCUAAAAUAAUGUGCCCAUAAAACAAAAUAAUUGUGAUAUGUAUUACAAAAGAAAAAUACAUAGAACAAACGCUGACGUUUUAGUGUUAAUACAAAAUGAGGUACGCUAAAAUUGAAAGCAGAAUUGGGGAUAGACAAUCGCAAAUGGUUUCCAGUGCUAUGUGACGUAGGGCGGACUGUGAUCGAGUUCCCGUGGGCACUUAGGCGGAGAGGCGGCGGGCGGCGGCGUCUCGUUAGCGUAAGGUUAGCGUAAGUAGGUCUGGGGACGGCGGCGCCGUCUUGCUCAAGCUUUUUAUAAUGUGACAUUCUCGAUUCGUUUUACGUUUGUAAAUAUGUAUUAUAGCGGAAAUUGUGUGUAAAAUAAAUGAAUAGUUACUAGUUA